Messenger RNA from Pyricularia oryzae 70-15, 2812 nucleotides. RefSeq names its product BEM46 family protein. Gene Ontology annotation, molecular function: palmitoyl-(protein) hydrolase activity. The record is from RefSeq and is a predicted model, not a curated record. Bases 1055 to 2020 code for a protein of 321 amino acids. Gene Ontology annotation, cellular component: membrane. Lineage: Eukaryota; Fungi; Ascomycota; Sordariomycetes; Magnaporthales; Pyriculariaceae. The transcript is spliced from 3 exons.
AGGUGUUGUUCCCGCCAAUAUUUACUCUGCGUCGCAAAGAGAGUGGGUAUCACUUAUCAACAAUAUGACAAAAACAGCUGUGCGCGACAUGCAUUGCAUUUUUUGUAGCCUGUGGGAUUCUUGACGAUUAGAUGCAAGUCUCAAUGUUUAGAUGGAAAUGGGUUCCCCGUCCUAACCUGUCAACGACAUACGGUACAUCUUCAACCGAGGCUCAAUGGGCGGGCAGUCUGUGGUUUUUAUUUCUCCGUCGCCAACCAGCCAGCCUUCGCCCCCAACAAACAAACAGCCAGCCAGCCUUCUGGUCCAAAAUUCGGGGAAUCGCGUUGACCUCCAAUUGCCCCGCAUGCUUGUCAGUCCCUAGUGGGGCGACAGGAGUUCAGACGACGUCCUACUCCAACCACAUUUCAUCAUUCCGGGCAGCCGCAAACGCAAGGCACGAGACACUCGUCAAUCCCUGAACCAGACGCAAGACCCAGCCAGACCCAGAUUCAGACAAGCCAGACCCUAUUGCAGUUGCUAUUACUGUACGUACUCCAUUUGGUAGGACCCUCCUGCCCUUGACCGCUGCAUUCAAUAUCGCAAAAAAAGAGACUGUAAGAAAAAAAGAAAAAAAGAAAAAGAGAGAGAGAAAAAAAACAGAAACCGAACGGCCGAGUCGGGUACCUAUUUUUGGUGGGUCUACUUUUUGUGGCCUAGGUUGUAUUUGAACCUCCACAGUCCAUCGUCUCCAAGUCAGAGUGCCAGUCACUUCUGCCUACCUGGUUUGCGGGAGCCAGCAGGAGAGUCUUGUCUGCUGUGUUUGCUUCGAGCGAAAGUACCACCUGUCCGGCCUGCUGGGACUCAACUCUGCUGUGUUCCGGCAGCAGCUUCCCGACACGGGAUAGCAUCCUGCCCAGCGGUUUUUGGAUCUCGGCAAGGCGCAUGCCUGCCUUAUCUAGGUAGCAAACGCCUACUCAUAAGACGCCCGGUUUUAUACUUCCCUCUCCGCCCAAGGGUCUUUUUGCCCGCACGCUCGCCGCCUUACUCGUGGACUCUUCACGCACAAAUACAUACCAUGACGAGCUCUUCCUCCUCGCCCCCACCUACGAGCUUCCUGGAGCAGACCGUGUCGGUCAUCUCCAGCGUAGCGGGCUACAUGCGGCUUCCGGCCAUGGCCUCCACGGGCGUCGCCGCCGUGCUGACAUCCCUGCUGUAUUUCAAGCAAAAAUCCUUGAUAUACUCCUCCAACAUGCCGCCGAAUUCUCGAACCCAAGUCUCACGGCCCAGCCAAUUCAACAUUAAAGAUUUCGAAGAGCUCAUGAUCCCGACGCCCGACGGCGAGAAACUUUCGGCCUUUUACAUCCGCGGUUCUCGAAACGGACGCAACUCGAACGUCACCAUUAUCAUGUUCCACGGCAAUGCGGGCAACAUUGGCCAUAGACUACCCAUCGCAAGACAUUUGGUGGAGCUUAUGGGCUGCAACGUUUUCAUGCUCGAGUACCGCGGCUACGGCUUGUCAACCGGCACUGCGGACGAGUCGGGGCUUAUGAUUGAUGCUCAGACCGGGCUGGACUACCUCAGGGAUCGUCCCGAGACGAGGAAGCACCGGCUGGUGGUUUACGGGCAAAGCCUGGGUGGUUCCGUGGCCAUUCGGCUGGUGAGCAAGAACCAGGCUGCGGGGGAUAUUGUUGGUCUGAUUCUGGAAAACACAUUCCUCAGCAUGCGCAAACUCAUCCCCUCUGUCAUCCCGCCGACCAAGUAUUUUGCCUUCCUCUGCCACCAGGUUUGGCCUUCCGAUGUAGCGAUACCAAACAUCACCAAGGUGCCCAUCCUGUUUCUGAGUGGACAGCAGGAUGAGAUUGUUCCUCCAUCGCACAUGCGCCAGCUAUAUGAGCUCUCUGCGGCCCCGAAUAAGAUAUGGAAACCAUUACCCAACGGGGACCACAACUCGAGCGUCUUGGAGGACGGGUAUUUUGACGCCAUCUCGGACUUUGUUGCCUCGGUUGCAUCGGAACCACCCCGUCUGAGUGAGAAGAUAUGACAGCGCAUUUCCAAUUGAUUACGUCUACAACCCGGACCGAAACGUCUGCAGAGUCUUUUGGCCUCAUUGGUGUUCAAACUUGCGAAAAUCGACCCCUCCCCGGCCCAUGAUACAACUUGGAUCGGUUUGGUACCAUUGUCAAAGGAUUUUCCGGUUUGCCUCCUCACAAAUAAUAAGAGAUUUGGUCUUUACAAGAAAUAGAUUGAUUGCAAAGGCCCGUCGGCCAUUGGGCACCGCGGACGCCAAAUUUCUCUUCUUUCGCUUACUUUUUCGUUCCUUUGUCCUGUACCAACAACAUCUUGAGAUACCCCUCGGUUUCCUUGUUCCUUACUUCCCAGAGUUUCAGGAGAGACAGAGAAAGGCUCGGGCUCUGUCUCUAGUUGCAUUUGGCACAUUUGCAUGGCACGUAUAGUUUGGAUUGGAAGGUUCUCUUUUGUCUUGUUGGUUCUCUUGCUUUCUGUUUUGUUGCAACGCUCCUAAACGCCCAAACAAGCGAUGCGUGAGAUCAUCGUUUUGUACAAGAAGCAACACAUGUAUGGGGGACGGGAAGUGGAAAGCUUGCCAGGAGGUCGUUUGUUUACCCGGGGUUGCGGUAUUGGAUCGCAGGGAAUAAUGUAGGGAUAUGCGGAACAUGAUACGAACACAACAUGAUUAUAUGACACCUAUACGCCGUCCGGUUUGAGAACACAUGGCUGAACUUGUAAAUAAAUGCUGCUGGGAUAAGAAGUAACGGCAGCUGCUUCGUAUCUCGAGCAGCUGUGAAAUGGCAUACUAACCCGCGGAAACGGCUAG